Molecule: messenger RNA, 2562 nt
Organism: Microsporum canis CBS 113480
Lineage: Eukaryota; Fungi; Ascomycota; Eurotiomycetes; Onygenales; Arthrodermataceae
Exons: 2
Coding region: 1-2562 (853 amino acids)
Source: RefSeq, a predicted model, not a curated record
AUGUUUUCCGGAAGCUCAAGCGCCAACCAGAGAGUCAGGAGGUCAAAGUCCUCGGUCUCUGUCCAGACUCGUCGUCCAGUCAAAUCCUCGGAAGCAUUUGAUACCGAAUUGGCACAGUUGCAGGCUUUAGCAGCAGCAUCUCUUGCUAUGAGGCGUCAUGGUAAUCAUCCUUCAUCCAGCUCAUCAGGCGCCAAGGGCUCGUGCGAUCAACCUUCUAGCAUUGAUAGCGGUUAUCGACAAUGCGCCUCCCUAUCCGGCGAUAAUGAGAGCGAAAGUUGCUGCCAGACCGCUCAUAUUGCCGAACCGACCAUACAUGAAGGCUCUCCGUCAACGUUUGAACAACCCAGGGGGGAGCAGGAUGGGUUCAACGUCAGCUCAACGUCACCGCGGCCAUCCUCCUAUCGGAGGCUCCGGAAAUCGAAGUCCAUGUUUUGCACACACCGGCUCUCCGGCUCCAAUGAGCUGAAACACUUGCCUCAAAGAGACAACAACCGAAGUGCAAGUUCGGGCACUGGCCGCCUUUCUCAUCGUACUCUUCGGAGAUCCCUGUCGUUUCUUAGGGGCAAUGGCGAAUCAAAGGCUGCUCCAAACAGCCGGGCAAACCCUCCAAACCUUCCGAUUGAACUGGCUCGAGAAUACCUCCGUCGGAUAUUUGGAAGGCGACUUUCAGGUACUCAUGAGGUGUCACCAGAGCAGCCUGACACCCAACACGGUCUCAACUCACCCAAUAUCGGUUCCUCCGAGGACUCUAGUUGUUUUGACGGCUCUUCUGAUUAUACUAAUUAUAGAGACCAGCUAUUGUCGCGAAAUGCUGCCAACACGGCCCCCAGUGUUCGUUCGAUGAAGAGCUGUUCAAGCAUGGCCACGUCGAAUUCUCGCGUGACAAGUUGGACAGAUUCGACAGCUGGUAACACAAUAACGAUGAAACAGCCUCCUCCAUUAGCUCGACAAGGACUAGAUAUCAUUCGUGAGGAUAGUGAUGCGUACACCCCUACUCCUUCACCUGGCCGCCAUCGCCAUGAUGGAUACUCCAUUUUUCGCCAGCCUCGGGACAAUGCUGUUAACAUUGAUAGCCAGCGAAUGUUUUCCGCCCUUAUGCGAAACAUUGACGAGACUAAGAAUAAAAGAAUAGCGAAACAAAUGUCGUCCAUAUCGCAGAAAACCAAGUCAAUACUUGAAUCGUCAGCAAACUGUUCCCCGCUGACGAUUCGAGCGGUAAAACAGUCACCAAGUGUAUCUUCCGUGAGAUGUUCAAGACCUGCCUUAAGGGGAUCUCCGAGUUCUCGAAGCCAAAUCUCAGUAAGGUCAAGUCGAACUGUUAGGUUAACUCCGCAGGAAAUUGCACGAAAAAAUGAGAUUCUCUCCCGAAAACAGUCGGAGCAGACAAUUCGCGGCUUGGAUCCAAAUGAUCUGUUGGGCAUACCAAUCUCUCAAAACGAGGAGAUAAAUGGGUUAUUGCAGUACCAAAAUGAACGACUGGAUACACAAGAAGACACUGGCAGUGUGAUCAUUCGUAGGUCUCUUGACAAUGCCAACCCGCCCCUUUCCCCGAGCGUCUAUUCCAGGACAACGGGGGUGAUGUCUCCAUACCAAAGCCGGAUUGACGUUGAUGCUUCAGAUUCUGAUGAUGAGGAGGGAGGAACCGCCACAAUACUUGACAGCCAACGUUUGCCAUAUCGGCCCAGACGUACAAGCCAGGCCAUCAGAGGAGCCAGCGGUGACUGGAAAAUAUGGAUGAAUUCUCAGAUGGACCUGAUCGAUACCGCAGCCUGUUCGGCGAGUUUAGGGAACCCUACGUAUUCUCUUCCGGGACAUUACCGAGAGGAUACCCAGAUUAAUAGCCCAAGCCCUGAAGAACUGAUGCUGACUCAAAAUAAACUCAUAACCCAUGAAGUUUCGAGCCUUUGUAGCAUUCACAAGGCAAAGGCACCGGAUAACAAAGGCAAAACGGAUCUAGCAGAAGCACAGUUUAUCCCAAGCAAUAAUUUCUCACGGCCAUUACGUAGCUCACCAAAUGGCAUUUUGUCGACAUGCAGCACAGUGGUACGGAAACCAUCCAUUAAAACGUCUGCUAUUCACCAGCCAUACACUCCAGAUAUAUGUGAUAGCGAAAUGACUCCAUCACCAUUAUCUCUUCGAACCAGGAGUGCUUCAAGGACACCAACAACCGCCUCUAUUUCUCCCCUUUUAUACCAUAAAACGCGGCCAUCUGUGGAAAGUGCUCUUUUGGAAGACUCGCCAAUUGCCAGGGGUGGCCAGUCCUCCCGAGCCCGUUAUGGGAAAUCAACCUCACCUAUAUGUCCGAGCGAUGGCAAACAGCUGCUGCGGGAAAUCCAGUUUAAUCCUGUGCGUCACAGGCGUGAACCGGUGAAUGUUACCAAAGAAAACAAAUGCAGUUCCACCUCCUACCGUCAAAGUGACCGCCCUAAUUAUGCUUCAAAGCUCAAUGGUCUACACAGUACGAUUAGCACGAAGCGGAUGGUGGAUAUAUUCUUAAAUGAGCGAAGACAAAUGACGACUAGAGGCUCGGAAGAUGGAACCCCCGAACCAGCGUUUUUAUGA